GGAGUUUUAUGCGCAACUGCGUAUUCACAUGCUGCCGUGCGAUUGAUGUUCCCUCUCUUGCGCGUGAGGUGCUGAAAUCAAUUAUAUAUCUGGUCAUCUGUUUUCGGGUGAACAUGCAUGGAGCCCCAACCAGCAGUUGACAUGCAGAAGUAGGUGCUGCACACCUUGAACGAGUCAGCUUGAUGUGCCAUCGCCGGAAGCUUCGGCCCAAGUUUAGUGCCGCUGCGAGAGAUGAAGGGCCCCGCGCAUGGCGUGCGUCUCGUACCGCUCUUGGCAGCCUCCACGCUUGGCGCCGCCCUGGCACAGGAGCUGAAGGCGGCGGAUGGCGAGGCGCGGCGGCUCACUGAGAUCUCGAGCAUGGAGAGCACCUUCACCGCGGACGACUCCAACUCGGAGGUCAGCGCCCCGAGUGACAGCGACAGCGCGUCCAGUCUCGACAGCCAAGCCUCCCAGAUCGUCAGCGGCAUCAUGGAGACGUUCCUGCACGAGAACGAGCUGGAGCCGGGGGAGAUGGAGUGUCUGGUCGGGUGGCGCGAGGAGGGAUGAGGCGGAAGGCAGGACGGGG
Messenger RNA from Prorocentrum cordatum, 565 nucleotides. Lineage: Eukaryota; Dinophyceae; Prorocentrales; Prorocentraceae. The record is from the annotation of a GenBank genome assembly.